GUCCAUUUACAUAAUGCGGCAUCCCUCACCAAACCGGUUGCUCGGCCAGAAGAGCCACAUGUUCAGGACACCAGAAUCAAAUGCUACAAGGUACAAUUCAAGCGCGACACCCAACUCAAAUAGGCGGGGCACAGCUAGGAAAGGCCCUGCCGACUUUGCAAACCAUCUUCGUGCCCGGUAUCCGAGCCUUUUCUCACACCCAGUAGCAAUUUAUCUGAGAGAACACAAUGCCCGUGUCAUGCGCAACAUGUUCGAAUUGCAGCAGGCAUCACACGACGAGAUGGUUGCUUUUGCAGACAAGAUAAUGAUUAGUUUAGCCGAUGGGUUUUUACCGAGUAACUUCAACACCCCUGGGCAUGAAACUCAUGCAUUGCGAGACAUUGCAAUUGCUGGUGCAUCACAUACCCCUAUCAAUGUCCCACCAAUCCGUUCUUUGGGUGCUAGCUUGCCGCCUGCAGUACAUGCGGAUGCUUGCUCGGCAACUCAUUCUAAUAGCCACAGUCUAGUGCCUGGGAAGCGCAAGGAGCUAGGUACAACACCAUCGAGCAGCCGGCACUCUGUUGGAUCAGCUACAUCCGGCAUACACAGCACGGGUGGACCAAACAUGAAGAGAAUAUGUAUCCAGCAGCCCUCAUUUGAAGAUGACAAUGAUAUUUGUCCUCCAUAUAGCAAAGGGAAGACAAGUCAUUCGCACCGCAAUAACCCAGAUGCUUCAUGCGCUGAAUCAAAGGCCGCGGCACAGUUUGCUAGUGAUAUCAUAUCAGAGUUAAUAAUCUUAUAUGCAGACAAACACCCAGAUGGAUGCCAAGGCUCGAUUACUUUUGGCCAGAGUUUUUAUGAACACAAUGAGAAAAUCCUGCUAGCUGGAGCUAACAUGGCACGCGAUCCUUGGUCAGCUGGUUCCGUGCCAUCCGCCCCGUCAGCAAUUGCAUGUUCAGCUAUAAAGGAUUGGUUUGCUAGCACAGCAGAGUGUACAUUGUCUAGGGUCUGGGUCAUCCACAAGUGUCCAAGGCUAAUAUACAUGACCGGGACACACAUUGCUGACCAGCUUAUUAAGGGCCAACCGAUGAGUCAUGAGAUGUGCGCAGUCAUUAUGCGGCGGUUCGGCCAGAUCGACGCAACGCUAAACUGCGAUGAACCUGGGCUGAGGUGGAAAAAAUUCAUGGAGCCAGACUUUGCUACCUUUGCUAUUGCCGAUGGAGAGCUAACAACAAUUAGGUCUAUCCGGCAACAAUUCAAGCAAGAUCCCAUGUCAUUCAAAGUUGCAUCCUUUCGUAUGUUUUAUGCUCCUGCCAUUCUACCAUUGGGGUGGUGCCUAUACGCCUUUGAUUUCACAAAGAAAAAGAUUACCGUUCUAGACCCACUCGUUGGCACGACUGGUUUCAGCAACGAAAGCAUCAGGUUGCACGAGUACGCAACCGGGAAAAUCCUUGAUGGGUUGUUCUUGUGUGCGAGGCACUUCUACUCCAACUGGCCCUACAAAAUAGAAAGAUGGACCAGGGACUUCCCCAUGAUCAUGGAGGACAAUUUUACUAGCGAGGAAUCUGGGCUUUGUGUGACUUUCUUAUCCAAAAUUUUCGAUGGUGAGAAGCUCGUGAAGUCACUAAACAAGCAAUUGAUGAGCAUAUUGGAAGCCGCAACACCUUUUAAGGUAAAUGUUUUUUGUUGUCAAUUCCAUGUUUGCCUCCAUCACAACGACGCGAUGUUCCCUUCGAGUGUUCUGAACAAAACACGCGAUGUUCCCUUCGCAAUACACUUGCACUAAAAUAACCACCUAAAUAUAACUUGUACCAAUGGAAAUUAUUUGUGAGGAAAACUUAUAGGUGUAGAAGUGUGCUGCACUUGUUGACAUCCUAUAUACCAGAAGUGUUGCGCCAUGGUCACCGAUUUUGCUUCACUUGUCCAUCCAUCUAAAAAAUGUUACAAAUGGUCAUCACACACUUCCACUGCCCUUUGCAUGGCCAAACAUCCUGUCCCAUAUACUGUCCAAGAUAAGAUAGGUAUGUUUUCGUUUUGAAAAUCUCUAGUUUUUCCAUUAGAUUUGACUGAUCAACUCACAUGCAUUCGCAUGAAAGGCACCCUUUGGCAUAACCCUAGGCA
Messenger RNA from Triticum aestivum (bread wheat), 2100 nucleotides. RefSeq lists its product as uncharacterized. The record is from RefSeq and is a predicted model, not a curated record. Bases 14 to 1765 code for a protein of 583 amino acids. Lineage: Eukaryota; Viridiplantae; Streptophyta; Magnoliopsida; Poales; Poaceae. The transcript has 10 exons.